Prorocentrum cordatum is the source of this 2379-nucleotide messenger RNA. NCBI's taxonomy places the organism in Eukaryota, Dinophyceae, Prorocentrales, Prorocentraceae. The record is from the annotation of a GenBank genome assembly.
GCUCCAGCGCGGGCCCCCGCGCCCCCCAUCCGGGGGGGGCCCGCGCCCCGCGCGCGCGCGCUGAGGGAGCCGCCCAGGGGCACAUGUGGUGGGUGCGAUGGUGGCGCCGGGCACGGCGGGGAGCGCGGGAGGAACCAGGAAGGACUCUGCCAAGGAGGGCUCGCCUCGGGGCGCUAGCAGGGCGGGCAGGGUGCGAAAUUGGCAGGAAGAGGUCACCAGGGACCCGUGGAAGCUGGCGCUGGCCCCGCACGACAUCCAGGCUGACAGGAGGCUGGUGCUGCUCUGCGUGGCGCAGGACGGCCUGGCGCUUCAGCAUGCUUCAGAGGCGCUGCGGGCCGACCGCGUCGUGGUCGCCAAGGCCGUGAAGGUCAGCGGCGAGGCCUUGCGCUACGCCGCCGAGGGUCUGCGCGGGGACCGGAAGAUCGUGCAGGCGGCCAUGCAGCAGAGCUGGAAGGCGUUCCGUUUCGCGACCGAGGAGCUGCGUUCAGACGGUGCGGUUGCGCUUGAGGCUUUGAAGGAGUCUUGGUGGACCGCGGACUUGCUGACCGAUGUCCUGAAGGGAGAUCGCGACUUCUGGCUGAGGGUCAUCAGGUCCGACCGCAGCAAGGGGUGGCUGGCCUUCACUUACGCGGCGGACGCGUGCCGGGGGGACCCAGAGCUGGUGCUGGAGGCGAUCCAGCAGGACCCUCUGUCGUUCAAGUACGCCUCGGAGGAUCUGCGCAACGACCCGACGUUCGUGCUCGAGGCCGUGCGGCAGAACUGGGCCGCGCUGGGCAGCGCGGGGCCCGGCCCCCGGGCUGACCGCGGGGUGGUCUUGGAGGCGGCCGCACAGAGUCUGCAGGCGCUGGACUUCGCCGCGGACAGCGUGCGCCAGGACCCUGAGUUCUACCAGCUGGCCACCGCCAGGAACGCGAGGGCCUUCUCCCUUGCGCCCGACAGCCUGCGGCGGGAGCGCGGGGAGGUCCUGCGGGCGGUGCGCGCCAACCCAGUGGCGGUGAAUUACGCGUCGCCGCACCACAGGCUUGGACGGGGCAACCAAUACGAGGCCAUCAAAGCCACCAUCGGCAAGUGCUCUGGGCUGCUCUGGAGGACGAAGAUACCGCCGCUGACCGAGACGCGGUCAGGCUGGGAGCAGGACACGGCCCCGCUCGAGGGCCCAGAGGCGGGCGCGGAGGCAGAGGCGGCUCCGGCGUCGCCGACGUCGCCGAAGUCUCCGAAGGGGCGCAAAAAAGGCCGUUCGUCACCGAAGAUGGCCAAGCGGAGUGGGUCGAGGUCGCCCAAGAGGGGUGCCUCGAAGUCGCCGAAGGCGGGCGCUUCGAAGUCGCCAAAGUCGCCAAAGGCCUCCAAGUCGCCGAAGUCGCCAAAGGCCCCCAAGUCGCCGCUCACGCCUGGCAGCGCAGGCGGGCGCGGGGCUGGCGAAGAGAAGUCGCCGCCGUCGUCGCCGAAUGGGUGCUUCGGGCUGCCGUCGCCGAAGGAGCGGUCAGGAAAAAAGGAGGCCUCGGUGCAGCUCGCGUAGACGCCGAAGGGGGCUGCGGGGGCCAGGGGGGCCCUCCGUGCGGCCGAAGUGAGCUCUUCACGGCGCGAGGGUGUCAGGGACCUGCGAUAGCUUCACUGUGCAUGUGGCGACUUGGUCGCUCGCCCGAUCCUCCCUCGCGUAGCCUUGGUCCAUUGGUCCUCGCUGGCCUGAGCGAGCGCGCGCGGUCCUUGGGUCGUGGAGGUGCCGGCUGCCUUUUUUCUGUCCUUACUCGACGCGGUAGAGGCGCGCUCAGCGGGGGCCACCUCGUGCCAGGAUCACUUGGCAUCGCUUGGUCCCCGCUGUUGCUCCCCCCGCUUCAGACGUGCUGGUGCGUCCAGUUCCCGCUGGUGCUGGCCCCCUUCCGACGAAGUCGGCCAGGAGCGCUGAGUUUAGAGCCGGGUUUUUCCCUCUCUGGCCGUAGGCUGCCCCGCGAGCGCACCCAGUUUCUGCGCCUGUCCGCGGAGGCUGGCUCGAGCUGCCGAGUGCUCUCGCCGUCGGCCGCCUGGCGCCCCGCCCGGCGCCCCGUGCCUCGCCAGGCGGCCCGGCGCGCCCGUUUCGCCGGCACGCUGGUGCUGUCGGCGCCCGCGCUGGAGCACGCGUUUGUUUUCCACCACCCUCACCAUCGCCCGUCGGCCCGGCGCGCCCGUUUUUCUGGCGCGCUUGUGUCUUAUGUCGGUUAGCGCCGGCGCUCUGGAUAGCCGCGCUCGGGCCCGACUCCGAUGGUGUGUCGGGUCCGAGCGAGCUGGACCGUCGGAUUGGGGCGGGGCGGCUGGCCGUCGACGGACCCUGUGCGGAGGGCAUAGCUCCGUCUCCCCGUCCUCAUCCGCGACGCCUUUCUCCCCCUGAGGUCUGCGCAUCGCACA